This is a messenger RNA of Daldinia decipiens, 844 nucleotides long. Its product is annotated as ribosomal protein S1. The coding region runs from base 303 to 656 and encodes 117 amino acids. The transcript is spliced from 2 exons. Gene Ontology annotation, biological process: translation. Gene Ontology annotation, molecular function: structural constituent of ribosome. Gene Ontology annotation, cellular component: cytosolic small ribosomal subunit; ribosome. Lineage: Eukaryota; Fungi; Ascomycota; Sordariomycetes; Xylariales; Hypoxylaceae. The record is from RefSeq and is a predicted model, not a curated record.
CACGUCCACUAUCGGUAGGUACCUAUGUAUAAAGUUAGACCCACUCUAGCCCUUAUCCGAACCCACACUGGGGAAAUCCGAGUCCAUUAUCUUUUCGCAAAAUAUCGCCAACUUUUUUUUUAUUUUUUUGAUUGAUUGAUUCCCCUCUACAAAAAAAACCACAACACCAAAGGUCGCCUUCAUCACUUUGCCGAAACGUCAUACCGUUCGAGUCGUGAGGGCAAAUUCCUAGCGCCAACCAACCGCAGCAAAUACGCAAAUCCCUUCCCUUUGACGAAGAACAGACAACACCCAACGCCGAGAUGUCGUACAACAAGCCCGAGAAGGACUACGCCGGCGAGCAGGCCAAGACCCACAAGAUCCGCAUCACCCUCAGCUCCCGCAAGGUCGCCGCGCUCGAGAAGGUAUGCAGCGAGCUCAUCGAGCGCUCCAAGAGCAAGGACCUCCGCGUCAAGGGCCCCGUCCGCCUUCCCACCAAGACCCUCAAGGUCACCACCCGAAAGACUCCCUGUGGUGAGGGUUCCAAGACCUGGGACUGCUACGAGCUGCGCAUCCACAAGCGCCUGAUUGAUCUGAACGCUCCCACCGAGACCGUCAAGCAGAUCAUCGUUAACAUUGAGGCCGGUGUCGAAGUCGAAGUUACCAUUGCUGCUUAAAGCAGGAUGCGGAAAUGAGAAAAGGCAAAACGGCGGAUGGGUAUCGGAAGGAUUACUUAGACUCAAAGAUACCCGUGUUAUUUCAGCUGCGUUCUAGAGAUGGCCUGCAACUACACAUGCCUGCGGGAACUACGCUGCAGCAUAAUCCAAGCCUAAGCCAAUUUACGAGACCAAUAUUCUAACUGAUC